UCGAUUUACUUUGUACUCAAUUUGUGACGGUUUUCGUCUGCGAAAAGUUGGGAAGAAGCAUACUUGGUAGCAUAUUUUGUUUUAACUCGCACAAACUAAGGCAGAGAGAUUGAUUUCCCUGAAGAAAUCUACAUUUUAAGCUUUCAAACCGCUUUUUACCUUCAGUAGGUUUAAGAAUGGGUCAAAGUGACACAGAAAGCACAUCAUCUUCCAUGAGAGGAAAUCCUGGUUCUCCACGUGACAUUUCUGUUCUUUUAGAUGAACCUAGUGCAGAGAUACCAAGCUUUCAUCAUCCAGGACAUAUUUCCCCAUCAGUAUCAACUUCAUCUAGUGACACAAGUGAACUGGAUAGUUCAGUAAUUGUUAUAAAUCAGACACCUAAGCGUACAGAGAUCCCUGUUAUUGAUCUUACGUCACCAGAUGAAGGUGAUGAGGGUUCAGCAAGAACACAGGGAAAUGCAGCAGCUCCUCCUCCAUGUGAGGACUUUGCACAGUUUGCUUCUAAUUUCCGUUGGCGUCUUCAAGGACGUGACUCCAGAGGGCAACGUUUUCCUCUCAAUGAAAGUCGUUUACGUUCACGUCGGUUUCGAGGCAGGCAUGUCCCUUACACAAAUUUAUUUGAGCGUGGUCCUUCAGCUGCAGGCAGGAAUGAAGCACUAUUAGCAGAAUUUGCUGACUUUGCACCAAGGCCAGCUCCUUCUGGAGAAAAUAAUACACCUAUUGUUAUUGAUGAUGAGAGAUUACCUUUUGCUCAACACCAAGUUCCACCAAAUGAUGCACCAAGUUGGUUUCUGUCAGAUAGACAACAUCGCAUGGAACGUUUCCGUCGCCGCCUCAAUGCCUCUCGGCAAUCCACAAGGUGCUAUCUUCAGUCAGAUGAGGCUCUCGCUCACAGAUUACAACAGGCUGAAUAUACACGCGACGUAGAAGAAAAUGUCCAUGAUGCUGGGGAUACAACCCAAUCAUCUGGAGCUAGGAUUGGUGGCAUACAUGCAAUACCUCCUACUGUGCACCAGCCACCAGCACCCUCUCUACAGGUACGACGCAGACGUCCAUUCCACACAACUUUUGCAAGCCAAGGCUUUCCAGAACUACUUCUUCCUUUUGUGUCUGUUGUGUCAUUUCCUCCCCCACCUCUUCAUCAUUAUGGGGACUCUACCUCUGGGCAUUCAACUGAGGGAGAGGACUAUGAGGCCUUGUGGAAUCUCAGUGAGAGGAUAGGAUUAGCCAAGGCUCGAGGGCUUAGCAAAGAAGUAAUUGAUAACAUUCCAAGUUUCCGCUACAGUGCAAGCUCACGAGAUUAUUCCAAUGGAAAUUGUGUGGUGUGCAUGAGCGAUUAUAGCAAGGGUGAAAAACUACGACGUCUACCUUGUAAUCAUGAUUUCCAUGCCAAAUGUAUUGAUCGUUGGCUCAAGAAUAAUCGAACCUGUCCUGUGUGCAGAGAAGAAGUCAUGGAAUCUUGAUCUUUGCCUAACUUUUAAACAAGCUCCAAUUAUUCCUUAAGAUGAUUAUAGAAAUUUUGCUGUUGAAAUUGAUAUAUAUAUAUACAUAUAUCUACAUAUAAUGAUUAAUGCAUUGUUGUUAUUCUACACUCCUGACAUUUGUAAUGUUUUGCAAACUCUUGUUCAGUCUGUUAGAAAGAAAGAGAGAAGAUUCAUUAUAUGCUUUAGAAACAACUCCAACUUAUCAAUAGUUUUUAUAUUGCAUUGCUAAAAUAUCUUCAAAAUUGUUGAAAUAGUUGUAAGCUUCAAGGAAUAAUAGUAAUUUUGUUCCCCCCACGAGUAACAGUUCCUUUAGUCAUUUGUGUACUAAAUAUAGUUUUCUUGAGAUCAUCUUAAGUAAGAGGGUCGUUGUGGCAUGUUCAGAUCAAGGUACUUUCUCACUGUACCUUCAGAGUUUCCUCUGUCAGUUUUGUUACACGUUGAACACAGCUUCAAUCCAUCUUGUGAAAGAGCCAUGUCAACAAAUGUGUUGCAAUAUAUUUCAAAUCCAGCAAAAGUAAUUUUACAAUUGAUUGUAUUCAUACUUUCAGGAUGUUGUGGGAGUAUUUUUGUUGGCACUGUCAGAUGUAAUAAGCAUAAGUUUCAAUGUUGCACCUUCAGCACUUUCCAGAAUUAUUUUUAAAUCUAGGACCUUGUUUAUUUUUCCAUGCACUGCAAUCCAGGACUGAAGGAUGAGUUUAUAUGACUUGGCUAGGAAAUAUCUUUAAAAUUAUAUUGUUAUGAAAUGAAAGAUUCCUAUAUUCACAUUUGUAAGUCUAGAAAUAAUUUCCUCUAACAUUGGUUUGAACUCAGAGAAGUUGCCACAGCUCACUUGUAUGAUAGUUAAUGAAUUAUGUGAAGACCCAUAGUGAAAUUUGUACAUAAUAUUUAAAGAAGCUUGAGUAUGUAGACCAAUUGCUUUUAUUAUAUAUCAAGGCACUGCCAUAGCAUUAAACACAUUUAUACAGCUUUAA
Molecule: messenger RNA, 2455 nt
Organism: Pocillopora verrucosa
Lineage: Eukaryota; Metazoa; Cnidaria; Anthozoa; Scleractinia; Pocilloporidae
Biological process (GO): protein ubiquitination
Molecular function (GO): ubiquitin protein ligase activity
Source: RefSeq, a predicted model, not a curated record